Molecule: messenger RNA, 2023 nt
Organism: Anthonomus grandis grandis
Lineage: Eukaryota; Metazoa; Arthropoda; Insecta; Coleoptera; Curculionidae
Product: nucleolar protein 9
Exons: 6
Coding region: 221-1996 (591 amino acids)
Biological process (GO): endonucleolytic cleavage to generate mature 5'-end of SSU-rRNA from (SSU-rRNA, 5.8S rRNA, LSU-rRNA); endonucleolytic cleavage in 5'-ETS of tricistronic rRNA transcript (SSU-rRNA, 5.8S rRNA, LSU-rRNA); endonucleolytic cleavage in ITS1 to separate SSU-rRNA from 5.8S rRNA and LSU-rRNA from tricistronic rRNA transcript (SSU-rRNA, 5.8S rRNA, LSU-rRNA)
Cellular component (GO): nucleolus; preribosome, small subunit precursor; 90S preribosome
Molecular function (GO): RNA binding
Source: RefSeq, a predicted model, not a curated record
CAAUGAAUCAGGUUUUUCAAAAUAACUCCAUAUUUUGUACAAAGCCAAAAAUUACUUCGGUAAUACCUUCCUUAACCAAAAGAUCAUCGAAUAACUUACAUCUUUUACUUAAAACUUCACCAGUCAAAGUAAUAAAUGAUCUAUAGUCCAUACGCGGGGGCGGCAUUUUUACCUAAAAAUGUGGUAAGGUGAUAAUUUAAAUUAUAAUAGACAAUCUGAAAUGGAAAUCAUAAACCCACAAGAUUCUACCACUCCAAACAAUAGAAACAAGCGGAAACGUAAGAAAACUUUCUUACAGAAUGCAAAAAAAUAUGCCAAAAAGGGGUAUUACGGGAGAGGAUCCCAUAUGGAUGCAGAUACAUAUCAAUAUUUUGUUCGCAUAUUGGAGGCAUAUAAAGAAGGAUUUGAAAGCAAUGAAGAUAGAGAUGCCUUUGUGGAAAAUGUUUUUGAACAAACUAUUGAUAAAGAAAUAGAAUGUUCAUGCAACCAGGUAGGAUGUAGGGUUAUAGAAACCCUGCUCCCUUUUGCCAAUGAUCAAGUCUUACAAAGAUUUAUGAACAAAUUUAGUGAAGAUUUAAGGCCUUUAAGUAAAGACCGAUUUGCUAGCUUUGUAUUGCAAGCAUUGGUAUCCAUUGCUUGUAGAAAAACACAUUUAAAAGAAUCUAAUGAAAAUACCUGUACGUAUGAAACAUUUGUUGUUAAAAUCAGUAAAUUUUUAUUAAACAAUUUAGAAGACUACGCUUGGGAUAAUUUUGGUAAUAGAAUUAUUAGAACAUGUUUUUCUGGUUUGGCCCAAAUAGUUGAAGACCAGAAGAGGCCACAUGCAAAAGGCGUCAAAAUUGAUAAUCAUGAAAUUGCUUUGGAUGCUCCAUUGAAACCAGAAUUUGUAGAGAUAGUCAAAGAAUAUGGAGAAAGAUUAUUGGUAUGGCCACAAUUUAGUCAGUUAUGCAGUUUAGAGUUAACAUCUGGUAUGUUACAAGUCUUGUUAAAAGCUUUAAAGAAAUGCGAUAACAAUCUGCUAAAAAAAUACCUAAAAAAACUAUUAAAUGAGCAUUUUCUAAAAGAAUCUGAUGAAAAUAAUACUUUACCUCCCGGGUUUAUGUCUACAAGUAUGCUAAUGCUUUUAGAGACAUGCUUACAGGUUGCUGGCAAAAAAGAUUUUAAUGCAUACUGGGAAAAAUUGUUUUGUGGAAGGGUACUGAAAUUGGCUUGUAUGAGAAGCACCAACUUUGCAGUACAAAAAUUAAUUGGUUGUUGUUAUAAUAAGGAACAGUUUGACUCAAUUUUUGAAGAAUUGCACAAUAAUUUUCAAGAAAUUCUUGAGAAAGGCCAUCCAGCAGUCCUUCUAGCACUAUGCGAAGGCUGCAAAAGGCUAAGUUCCAAGCAAGGAGCAUUUUUUCAGAGUAUGAUGAAAUGCCUAAAUUGCUUAGAGCCCGAAGAAAAUCAAAACCGAUUUACUCUUGCUAUGUGUAGAUUGCGUCCAUUUGAUCCAACCAGUCCCGUUUCCGACGAAAAUCUUAGUAAAGAAAAAUUGAAUUUGCAAGGAGCUCUUAUGCUACAGCGAAUGUUGGAGUUUAAUAAGCCUAUUAAACUUGUUAAUUCUAUUUUGAGUAUGGACCCAGAUGUUUUAAAGAUGUUAUUUUCUAAUUCUAUGGGAAGUCAUAUAGUGGACUCUUAUAUGACGAGCAGUUUCGUUGGGGAAAGAAGUAGAGAGAGAUUGAUCUGGAAAAUGAAGGGUAAAUAUCAAGAGCUUGCCUCAUCUAAGUUCGGUUCAAGAUCUUUUGAGGCCUUAUGGAACGCGGCCACUAUGAAAGCUAAAUUAAGUAUCAUGGAAGAAUUGGGACAUAAAGAUGGUGCCUGGUCUAAUUCCGAAUAUGGUAAAAUAAUUGCAGGAAAAGUGAAUUUAGUUAUGUUUAAAAGAAAUAAAGAGAAUUGGAAGAACAGCUAUGGCAAGGAAGCAAAGCCUGAAAAGAUGUUAGAGGCUAUUUUAAAAUAAUACUAUUAAAUCUGGUAUGAUCUAUAA